Molecule: messenger RNA, 3678 nt
Organism: Carya illinoinensis
Lineage: Eukaryota; Viridiplantae; Streptophyta; Magnoliopsida; Fagales; Juglandaceae
Exons: 2
Coding region: 202-3381 (1059 amino acids)
Source: RefSeq, a predicted model, not a curated record
CUCCCUUCUCCCCCGAUAUUUUCAAUUCCCACCCCCCCCUCUCUCUCUCUCUCUCUCUCUCUCUCUCUGUGGAAUUCGAUUCCACCGUCUUCUAUGAAAUGGUCUUGAGAAUCGCUUCCGAAGUAUAAAAAAAAGGCUUUGGAAUCCCUAGCCCCUUCUUCAGCCUUCAGUUAUCGUGGUUGGGAAUACGCUUUCCCGGUGAUGGGAACAGUUGAAACACGGUCUAAAACCCUAGCCGGGGGUUCUCGUCCUGCAGCUGAACCAGCUAUACCGCAUCUCUCCCCUGAAAAGCCCCUUAAAGAAAGUCUUGGCGUUUCGGCCGGUUCUGGGUCCGUUCCAGAGAGAACCCUCCUGAAUGGUGAUAUGGUUGCUGGGGUUGUUCAAGUAGUUAAGACUCGGGGGGUUGAGACCGAGGUUUCUAGUAAAGAUGAAUAUGGGCUUGAGGACUCUGAUAUGAGAGGAGUGUCUUCCUUGUUGAAAUUGAAAGCAAGUGUCAGAAAAUUUGAGGUUGAGGAUGGUAGCGAGAACGAGAGGGAGAGUGUUGAAGAGAAAAGGGAUUUGGUAGAGAAAUUUGGGAGUGAAGAAAAUGAUGGUUCUUCGAGCGAUAACGAGGAGGAUUCGGAUGGGAAAAUUGAGGCUAUUGAGGUUCCAAUUGAAGAUACAAGUGAGAACGACGACGGGAAAGCGGAGGAGGAUAUGGUUGAUGACGGGUAUAAUUUUUCUGUGGGUGACUUUGUGUGGGGUAAGAUUAGGAGUCACCCAUGGUGGCCAGGGCAGGUAUAUGAUCCUUCGGAUGCAUCGGAUUACGCAGUCAAGUUCAAAGUGAGGGACCGGCUGCUUGUGGCAUAUUUUGGGGAUGGCACCUUUGCUUGGUGUCAACCCUCUCAGCUGAAACCCUUUGAAGAAAAUUUUGAAGAGAUGUCAAGGCAAAGUAACUCGAAAAGCUUUGUUUAUGCUGUGCAGAGGGCUGUGGAUGCGAUUGGUAGGCUUUUAGGGCUAGAGCUGACUUGUUCUUGCGUAACAAAUCAGAAUGGAAAUGGAAUUGAUAAUAGAGUAUUGGUAGCGAAUGCUGGAAUCAAGGAUGGAGUCCUUUUGCCUGAAGGCAGAAUUGGGAAGCUUUCAAACAUUUGGUCUCAACCAGUGGACCUUCUUGCUGAAAUGAAACGUAUUGCGCAGACUCUUUCCAUACAUGGUGCGCUUGGGCUGGGGGUGUUGAAGAGCCGGCUGGCAGCUUUUUAUCAUGCAAAGGGGCAUUAUCAUUUGCCCAUGUAUCAUGAACCACAACCAAUUCCGGGCCUCGAAGACAAUUUGGAUUAUAGCAUCGUCGGCAUUCGCAGUACGGUAGAAGUCCCAAUUCACGGGCCUUUCACAGAAGAUUGGAUUUCUUCACCGGUAAGUCCCAAGUUUGGCCAAACUGCUCAAACCACGAUGCAGAAGUGCCUAGGGAAUUCAGAGGAUAGACUGUGUCAGAGAAGGAAGCAGAAAAGUAUUGCUGAAAUUAUGGAAGGGAGCAUUGAUGCUCAGGCCAAAUGUAAGGUUUGGGAUGUGGCUAAAGUAGGGGCAAACUCAGCCAAGACGGUGCCAUUAUCUAGGAGGAAGAAGAGGAAAAACAGUGACCAAACUGAUGGUCACGGUGGCAAUGAUGUGACUUCUGUGACGACGUCUUUGAAAAAGGCUAAAAUGUUGGGUCCAUUAAGUGAUGGCAAAGCUCCAAGUGUCGAAAAUGAUGACAGCUGGAACAGGGAAGAAACUAGGAAGAGCCCAAGGAGGAAGAAAAAUUAUGGUGUCAGCGUUGAAAUUGCUGAUGAUCGUGGAAAAGAACUAAUUAAUAAUGAACCUGCCUCAACAAAAAGGGAGUUGAAGAAUGUUGAAGUUCAAAUAAGUGAUGGCGAGGCCAAAGGACAAAUUGAAAUAGGCUUUAUGUCAAGGGAAAGGAAGAAGAGCAAGUACUUGUCCCCUCCCUUCACUAGUCUAAUUAGGGUUCAACAGAGGAAAGAAAAAGAAACUGGGUCCCUUGAAGUGUCUGACGAAGCUCGUUUAGGGGAGCAGAUUAUUGCUGGCUCCCCUCCAAUUCAGAAGUGUAAUGAUAAGAUAUUUCUGAAGAAACUCUCCGAAGAAAUUGAUCUGGGCUGUGAGCCAUCUGAUAUCUCCAGCCCUCGAACACCAAAACAAGAUCGGACCUCGAUAAUGGAUCCCUUGAAAGUUAAGGCAUCUGCUAAUGAAGUGCUAUCUGAAGUUCGACGUGCAGCUCUUAAUCCCUUGAAUCUCAUGGAAAAGAAGUCAUUUGAAAUGGUUGAGGGCUUUCUGUCCGUACUCAGAAGUUUAGUCUAUCGCGAUGGAUCAGACUCCAACGCGGAAAAAAAGCAUCAAUCUGGCAGAAAGAGAAAGAAUCUAGACUCGGUACCUGGGUCAUUGAAUAACGACAGGAAUGAUACUAACAACAAAUCAACGGGACAUGUAUCAGAACUCAGGAUGAGGAAAAAGAACCAAGAAGCAGAGUCAGAUGAAGCUAAACCAAAGAGAGUUGCUGAGAAACAGUGGACGGGGAAAAGGAACAAAGAAGCACAGCCACAUGAAAAUAAACCAAAGAGUGUUACUGAAGAAACAGAUGCGAGGAGAAAUAACAAAGCAGAGUUACAUGAAGCUAAAAGAGUGAGAGCUGCUGAGAAACAGAGGACGGAGAAGAAGAACAAAGAAGCAGAGUCUUACGAUAAAAGUGAACCAAAGAGAACUUCUGAAAAACAAGACGCUGGGAGAAAUGACAAAGCAGAGUUAUGCGAAGCUAAACCAAAGAGAGCUGCUAAAAAACCAGAUGCAAAGUUGGAUAAAUCAAAGCAGGCUGAUGGAACGCCUGAUAACACAGAUAGAAAAGGUUCACCCGCAGUGCCACUGCUUUCGUUGACAUUUGGCCCAGAAUCCUCUUUGCCUUCUAAAGCUAAUCUGGUUAGAAUUUAUCGUAAGUUUGGGAUGCUGAACGAAGCAGAAACAGAGGUGUUCUCAAACAAUUUCUGUGCUCGGGUUGCCUUUGUAAGGAGCUCUGAUGCAGAGGAAGCCUACAGUCAUUCUCUACAUUCCAACCCUUUUAAAGAUGCUACAGUGACGUUUGACCUGCAAUACCCCUCAACUCAAUUGAAGACUCGUGAACUAAGAGAAAUAGCACUGCCAAAAGCUUCUCCUCCGUUCUAUGGCAAGACUCCAGAGAAGACAUCUUCUUCACCGCAAUUACAACUUGACUUCGUAAGGCAGAAACUUGAGAUAAUGAACUCAAUGCUGGAGAACUCGGAUGGCGAGGUGUCGCUGGAGUUGAAAUACAAAUUAGAAAGCGAGAUAAAAGGGCUUCUGGAGAGUGUGAGCACCAUGGUUGGAUCUUCCUCAUCCUAGGUCAGACAAUACGAGAAACUGAGCAUUUUGGUUAUAUACAUAGGCACAUUUACUUUAUAGCUAUAGCUAUUGAUCGAUGUCUAGGCUUAGAAAUAUAUAAUGUUACUUUCUUGUUGUGGAUGUUUGUAAGGUGUAGGAGUUUUUUUUUUUUUUUUUUUUGGUGCGUAUUUAUUACUUGAUACAGAUGGGUUGGUCUUGUUCUUGUCUUAGUUUAACUGUUUGCAAUGCUCAUUGGUAUAGAUAUAUGUUCAUCACUUUAUACCCCUUCUCUUAUCAUAAUGGAUCUCUGUUAUUUGA